Messenger RNA from Acanthochromis polyacanthus (spiny chromis), 5850 nucleotides. Its product is annotated as matrix metalloproteinase-19-like. The coding region runs from base 2348 to 3778 and encodes 476 amino acids. Gene Ontology annotation, biological process: proteolysis; extracellular matrix organization; collagen catabolic process. Gene Ontology annotation, cellular component: extracellular matrix. The record is from RefSeq and is a predicted model, not a curated record. Gene Ontology annotation, molecular function: zinc ion binding; metalloendopeptidase activity. Lineage: Eukaryota; Metazoa; Chordata; Actinopteri; Pomacentridae. The transcript is spliced from 9 exons.
AACUGACUAUUCACUCCAUUUUGUGUUUACUGAGAAUGAAAUUGUUUCAUCUGUUUUAAGGCCAACUGAGCUACUGCACAUCUGUGGCCUGUUUGUAAGAUUUGCAUUUUCAGUAAGAACAAUAAGAACACAAACAAGCAGACAUACUGUAGUCUGAACUGUUCAGUUCAGUGAUGAUUUUUGCAGGACAAUGUCAAGAGCUCAGGGACUUUCUUGCCCUGAAUUUAGUCUGUCAGGCAUCACUUAAAGGAACAGUGCAGCAAUUUAGUCCUGCACUUUAGUUGAGAUUUUGGAAGCACAUAGCACGCACAAAGGAUCAAAAAAAAUUGGCAGACCUUAUCUUAUAGUUAUACUUACUAUGUGCAUGUGGACAAUUAUUCUGAUUAUGGUGCUGCCUGAUCCUUCACAGGCUGUCUGUGUAAUGAAUAUGAGCUAAAAUAUCAAUCUAAAUGUUUCUUAAUUCCACUUACACUGUGAUCAAAACAUUUUUUGAACAUGUUGCUUGGCACGUUGGAACAUUAAGUAUGACAAAUUGACUCUUAACGGUUUAUUUUUGCUUUGAUGUACCAGUAGCUAUCACUGAAUUACUGUGGCAGUGAAGAGCUCCUAAUGAUUUGAUAAUUCUCAGGCAAGUUCUGAAGCAUUCUCAUUUGUAGCCCACACUAUUUUGUAAUUCUCAGGUAGUUUUUCAGUUUUGAGACAUUUUCCUGUAAUUAAUCAGCUAUAAUUCCAAGAUCCGACAGUUAUUUUAUUUACUUACUUUAUAGUCAACUUAUAAUAAAAUGAAGUUUCCAUCCUUAAGGCAAACUUGGUCAAAGACGUCUAAAGUGCAUCAUAAUGUUGUGCUUAGAGAAAAUACUCUGUCACUACUUGCCAGCCACAUACGGUGCAGUUUUGACGUCUUCACCACCAGUCACACAAGUCUCAGGUCAUCGAUGAGCCUAUUUGUUGGAUGUGAUACUAAAACCUGUAACUCCCCACUAGUCUGUGAUAACUGAAAGCAUCUUAGGUGAGAGGUGACAGGUCAAGAACCAAAAUAAAGUCUGAUUACUUCCUACUGAAGCAUUUAGAAUCACACUGACAUGGAUGACCAACAGUCUCUACAGACAAUCUGUAUUUAUAGGAAGCUGUUUUUUUCACAUAAACUGCAGCUUUAGCAUUCCUCUGCUAAUUACUUGUUGUAAGUAAAAGAAAAAGAUCUUCUGGAUAUUUCUUUUUUUUUUUGGCUGAUGUUCUUUGUGGAGCUGGUUUACCAAACAAUACAGGAAAUACAGUCCAAAUUUGUUUUCAAUUUUUGUUUCCAUUGCAGUAGUGUACGUCUACUUGCCAAACAAGUCUAUUUUCAUCGACAACAGUGUUAUUUUUACAGUUUUGCGUGGAACUGGAAUUGGAACACGGCUGAGACACAGUUUUGGUAUCCUCCAGUAAGAUCAACCAAUCAAUAAUAAAUUAAAUUUAAGUUGACAAAAUAGCCCUAGAGACAGAAGUCCCCUUCUUAUGUAACAGAUUAAAGAUGCCCUCUAGUGGUGAGAAACCAGGGAUUGUAGAGUGUACAUUAGUCUUUUUCCCAUCUCGGUUUUUAUGAGACUUUAUUCCUACGAUGAAACUGCAGAAAUAGGGGGCGUAUUCUGUCUCCAUUCAGAGACGAUUUGUCGCAAUGGUUACAUGGGGGCGUCAUUGUUUUUCCUUGAAUGUGCUCCCACACUGAGAACAAUAUAAUUAGCUGUUGUCUCAUGGAGGAAGUGUGGUUAGUUGUUUUCUACAUAGAGUGGUUAAAAAAAGCUCAGAUUUUGUGGAAUAGCUUGCACAUUGAACAAAUGUAAAUCAUAAGUGAGAAACACAUCUGCCACACGUCUGGAGAAUAAUUCAGUAACGGCAUUAGGGCUCAGUUAAAAAUGAAGAAAGUCUUUUUCCUACCACAAUGACAUAACUAGUCAUAAGUCAGCACCUUUAAUAGUUGGUGGGCAGUUGAUCUCGCUUUUUAACAGGUUUAAUUCCUAAUUUAUUUGCUUCCUUUGACGUAAACAACAUUACUCGGAAGUUAUUCUUACACACUUCAAGACAAAUGGCUUUAAAUGAUGGUGUAAGAAGGCGUGAUCAAGCAGUCAGCGUGGUGAAAUAUGUGUUGGUUUUUGCUGUCCACACAUCACAUUCCUCAUAAAGGUUUAUUAUGUGGUUUCGAGGCAGACACUUGAUGGUAUAAAAACUGAAUACCUCAACCAAGACACCAGCUGCAGAGACGACAGAGGAUGGACGCAGCGAUUAGAAAGACACAAAACCUGUUUAUCGGCUGAAGAGGGCAACUUGCUGUGUUGGAUUCAAAGUUGUUGUUUUUUUUUUUCCAGAAAUGGAAAAAGGUCUAAGGAGGAAAAUGGAAUAUAGAUUGGAGUUAAUAGCGCUUCUUGUUUUGAUGACAACAGCUUCAUCUGUUGCCUCGAGCGGCCAAGACCUCGCAGACGCAGUGGCAUAUUUAAAGAAGUUUGGCUACCUGCAUAUCCCGCUGGAUAGCAAAGGCCAAAACCCUUCACCUGCGCAAAUAGCUGAGGCAAUAAGCAUCUUUCAGAAAGUGAUGAACCUGCAAAUAUCUGGAAAACUGAAUUCAGCCACACUGGAAAUGAUGAACAAGCCUCGUUGUGGCCUAGAAGAUUCUUUCAAUCAGAAAUCUCUCAAAUAUCGAGUCAUGGGUUACUGGCGUAAGAAGAUGCUCACCUACCGCAUUUACAACUACACUCCUGACCUGGGGCAGUUAAAGACCCGUCUGGCCAUCCAGAAUGCUUUCAAGUAUUGGAGUGAUGUGUCGCCUUUAAAAUUCAGGGAGUUGCACGGAGGAAGAGCAGACAUCAAAAUCUCCUUUCACAGAAAAGAUAAGACGUGUCCAGUGCCCUUUGAUGGACGAGGCCAUGUCUUAGCCCAUGCUGAUGCCCCUGAGUCAGGCAUUGUGCACUUUGAUGAGGAUGAACUGUGGACAGAAGGAAAGACCUACGGCUCCAACCUGAGGAUUGUGGCAGCUCAUGAGAUUGGCCACGCUCUCGGCCUGGGUCACUCACAGUACUACAGCGCUCUGAUGGGCCCCGUAUACAACGGAUACCGCUCCGACUUCAAGCUACAUCCAGAUGACAUACGAGGGAUCCAGGCUUUAUACGGAAAGCCAGAGAAGAGUCCUCCAUCCCCAAAUCCAGGCCAGUUACUGCCAGGAGGAGUUAUUCCAGAUCCUUGCAAGGCCACUCUGGAUGCAGUUAUGUUGGGUCCUUUGCGUAAAACAUACAUUUUCAGCGGACAGCAUGUGUGGACAGUGUCCAACUCUGGCUACAACACUCCCAUCCUGAUUUCUGCACUGUGGAGGGAGCUGCCAGGAAGCCUCAGUGCAGCUGUUCACUCUCAGCGGACUGGCAAGUCCUACUUUCUGAAAGGAGACAAAGUGUGGAGAUACACAGGCUUCAAACUUGACCGCGGCUUUCCCAAACCUUUGGCCAACAUCCCAACAAAUAUCGACUCAGCCUUUUACUUCAGCAAGAACAAAAAACUGAUAUUUGUAAAAGGCUCUGCAUACUGGCAGUGGGAUGAAAUGGGUCCUACAGACUUCAGCGUAUAUCCCAAACCUCUGGGGCAGCUCAUCCGCGGAGCACCCAGCGGCACUGAUGCUGCACUAACGUGGACUAAUGGCCAUAUAUACAUGUUUAAAGGGGCCCAGUACUGGCGGGUAAACCAUCAGCACCAGUCAGUGGAGAAGGGUUAUCCUGUCAGCACUGCCUCACACUGGAUGCAGUGUGACGACUGAGCCAGCAGAGGCCACCAGGGACUCAACACAAACCAACUCAGUGAAGCAGUCUAACAGCAGUGAGAUGCCUCCAGUCUUUGCAUUGGCUGAACUGUGUGGGUGUUUACUGACUGCAUCUGACAUCAGCCUCAGUCUCCUGUUGGCUCACAUUGCUGUCAUUCCUUUUAGAAUAUACUCUUAAAGCAUUUAUAGAAUUCAAUUAUAAUUAAACUAUUAAUAAAAUAUUUGUCAAGCUUUCAGAAAUUGACAUAUUAACUCCCCCUCCUUCAAUUAAUAUUCGUCACAGAGAGAAGAACCAGUCUGACACUAACAAGAAUGUAACUUUGCUACUAGCUUAACUAGUCAUCCCUUUAUCUGCAUGUAUCUUGUCUAGACACUUGUUUGUGUGGACUGUAGCAAACUACCAUUUGCAGUAAUUAUUUAUUGGAAGUGUACUGUAUCAUUGUGUGUAUAUUUAUUAUGUUGUCUAUAUGCAUUUUAUUAACUACACUAUAUUGCCAAAAGUAUUCACUCAACUGCCUUGACUCGCAUAUGAACGUGACAUCCCAUUCCUAAUCCAUAGGGUUCAAUAGGACGUUGGUCCACCCUUUGCAGCUACAACAGCUUCAACUCUUCUGGGAAGGCUGUCCACAAGGUUUAGGAGUGUGUUUAUGGGAAUUUUUCACCAUUCUUCCAGAAGCACAUUUGUGAGGUCACACACUGAUGUUGGACCAGAAGGCCUGGCUCUCAGUCUCUGCUCUAAUUCAUUCCAAAGGUGUUCUAUCAGGUUGAGGUCAGGACUCUGUGCAGGCCUGUCAAGUUCAUCCACACCAGACUCUGUCAUCCAUGUCUUUAUGGACCUUGCUUUGUGUGCUGGUGCACAGUCACGUUGGAAGAGGAAGGGGCAAGCUCCAAACUGUUCCCACAAAGUUGGGAGCAUAGAAUUGUCCAAAAUGUCUUGGUAUGCUGAAGCAUUCAGAGUUCUUUUCACUGGAACUAAGGGGCCAAGCCCAGUUCCUGACAAACAACCCCACACCUUAAUCCCCCUCCACCAAACUUUACACUUGGCACAAUGCAGUUCAACAAGUAUCGUUCUCCUGGCAACCGCCAAACCCAGACUGGUCCAUCAGAUUACCAGAUGGAGAAGCAUGAUUGGUCACUCUAGAGAAGGCGUCUCCACUGCUCUAGAGUCCAGUGGCGGCGUGCUUUACACCACUGCAUCCCACGCUUUGCAUUGUACUUGGUGAUGUAUGGCUUGGAUGCAGCUGCUCUGCCAUGGAAACCCAUUCCACGAAGCUCUCUGCUGAAGCACUGUUCUUGAGCUAAUCUGAAGGCCACAUAGAGUUUGAAGGUCUGUAGCGAUUGACUCUCCAGAAAGUUGGUGAUCUCUUGGCACAAUGCGCCUCAGCAUCCGCCGACUCUGCUCCGUCAGUUUACGUGGCCGACCACUUGGUGGCUGAGUUGCUGUCGUUCCCACACACUUCCACUCUCUUAUAAUACAGCUGACAGUUGACUGUGGAAUAUUUAGGUGCAAGGAAAUGUCACGACUGGAUUUGUUGCACAGGUGGCAUCCUAUUACAGUUCCACACUGGAAUUUACUGAGCUCCUGAGAGCCACCUAUUCUUUCACUAAUGUUUGUAAAAGCAGUCUGCAUGCCUCGGUGCUUGAUUUGAUACACCUGUGGCCAUGGAAGUGAUUGGACCACCUGAUUCUGAUUAUCUGGAUGGGUGAGCGAAUACCUUUGGCAAUAUAGUGUAUGUUUUUAUAACAUCUUCUUACAUAUAACUGGGGACAGUAGAGGAAAAAUUGCUACCAUGGAUAACAGUCACUAUUUGAAAGUUAUUUUCAUUCAAGGUAAUUAAAUAAAAUGAGUGCAGUUAUGAAUAAAUAAGUUAUGGCUUUGGGUUACUGAUGGAAGUCAAGGGUUCACCUCCAGAACUGCAGAGCUCUGAUGGACCCCAAACCUGUCUACAGCUUUCUAACAAAGCUGGGUUACGACCAAAUGAUGAGAUUAUGAAAAUGAAAAUGUGGAAAACACAGAAUUUCCCUGUGGUGUGAUGUACAAGUGACGACGAAGACUGCUUCUUCUCAAU